UUUUAGUGGUUAUCCCGCCGGGCUUCACACUGGUCCCUCUCCAGUCAACCGAGGCUAGCCCAGCAUCACCGCCUUCUUUUUUUCUAUCCCUUCUGUAUUUUCUGUCCCUCUGUAAUUUUUUCCGUCUUUUUUCGACAUCUCACGAACUCUGCCAGGUGCACUCGGGUGCACUACGCAAAUUUCUCUUUUUAUAUUCAUUUUUUUCGACCAGAAAGCGUUUUGGUAGCUGCUUCAGCCAUCGUGCCGCAUCAGCCGGGAGAGAAAAACAUCCAUCCACGACGACGAGGAGGCAGGGAGCGAACUCAGCAACGCCCAUUUUGACACAUACUGUAUCACCACUAUACCCGCGGAGACGCUUUAGUAUCUUUUCCAUGUCUGCCUGUUUAUAUCUAAGAGGGCUUUUCUCGCUUGUAGCCUGCACUGUCGAUCUUUUGCCCUGUAUGUUCCCGCCUCCUCUUUAGCAUCUUCGAGUAGCAGCAAAAUAUCAACAGGGGCUGAGGUGCUGAAGAGCUCCAUGCCCCUUUGCAUGCAGCGCAGUUUCUGCAGACUACAUCAGUGGCCUUAACCUCCCACAUCUUCCUGUGCUUCUCCUCCGCGUCCUCCGGCGUACCCCUCCUCUCCCUCUGAGCACUCGGCUCCUCAUUCUCCUCCCGGUCUCCCGCCAUCGCGUCCAGCUGUGGCCCUCACAGGGCGCGCUCGCUGGCUCUCACCUGACAGGUCCCUGGCCUCAGGACGACAGCCAGCCCCAACAAUCUCCCUACAUGAGGGACAAAGCGACGCAGACCCCCAGGGCCUGGGCAGAUGAGAGGAGGAGGGGCUCUCACAAACGCUCGGCCUCCUGUGGGAGCACCGACCAGCUCAAGGAGAUUGCCAAAUUGCGUCAGCAGCUUCAGCGCAGCAAACGCAGCAGCCGCCAUCGGAGGGAUAAAGACCGAAAGUCCCCGUUCAAUGGCAGCCAUGCCAUCAUCCAGUCGCAGUCACCUAUGCCCAAGACCAUCCUGAUACCCAUCCCUAUAUCCAAGUCAUCGGCCCCUCGUUUCCGCAACAGCGUGGAGGGCCUCAACCAGGAGAUUGAACGUAUCAUCAUCCGAGACACCCCUGAAAAGGAAGAGACCAUCGUUGAUGUCCCAGAUGGGCACCGUGCACCCCCACCCGUACCCCCACAGCGCAGCAGCAGCACACGCAGCAUCGACACACAGACCCCCUCAGGAGGCGGCCUGAGUGGGAACCAUAGCAACUGCAGUAGCCGUCCCGACUCCAUCUCGCCCUCCUACCUCACCGUCCUCAAUGACACGGUUGGAGGCAGCCCCUAUGAGGACAAAGUCUCCCCUCUCUGCCUGUCCUCAGAGCUGGGCCCCUGCUCCCCGCUGCCAAAAUACGCUGCCUCUCCCAGACCCAACAACAGCUACAUGUUCAAGAGAGAACCUCCAGAGGGCUGCGAGAAAGUCAAAGUGUCUGAGGAGACCAUGCCCAAACCUCUGCAGGACAUCCCUCCCUUUUUGUGUCCCGACCGCAACAAGGUCAACUUCAUCCCUAACAGCGGCUCUGCCUUCUGCCUGGUCAGCAUCCUCAAGCCCUUACUCCCAGUCCCGGACCUCACCUUUCGCUCUGGGGUGGGCCUCCGAAGCCUGUCCCCGUCCCUCGUGCCUCUGUCCACCCAGCCCUGCCUCCUGGAGGAGCCUGAGAGCUUCUGACGGCCCACCAAGGCUUUAAGUUACCACAGCCCCCAAAAGAUUCCCUCCCCCCCACAAAAUCUGAAAACAUUUACUAGGAAACAACCCUUCUGCUCCAAAAUAAAUGCCUUCAGCAUGCCAGCUAAGCUCUCUCUGAUGUCCUUAUCUUGUUGAAAAAGCGCUUCCCACUGCCUCUCCUCCUCAGACGAUAACAACGUGAGAGUCCUGCAGCCCUGUGCAGGUAUUUUGCAGCUAACAUUUCAUCGCUUUCUUCUACCUUUAGUGCUGGUUAUGUUCCUGUUUUUUGGGAGGAAAAGGGCGAAAGGACUGACUCUUUUAUUUCAUCGUACUAUACCAUGGCGCCUUUCCACGGACAUAUCUCUUUUUCUAUCUGUAGUUAUUUCUCUUGAUAUAAAAUAUGCCUUCCAUUAUAAAAAAUAUUUUAAAAAAAGGCCGCUGGUUUUCUUGGCGACCAAGAGUUUGACCACAGAGGCUAAUUUUGGUGCUGCCAGAUGUAUAUCGUAGCAAAACUUGAAUGGUCGUGACAAGGAGAAGUUAAAAAAUGUGCCUGAUAUUUUAGACCGCUCAGUUUCGCUAAACCAGCGUAGUGCUCUGAUCAUGUCUGUUUCUUUAGCAUGACACACAUGAUGUUUGCACUAUGGUGGGCCAUAGAUACACACAGAAAGGCAGGAACAUAUAAAGUAAGUUGGUACACAGACUACACUUAGCAACGAUGCAUAUUAAGACCACCUGUGACCUAAACCUAGACAUCUGUUUUGUACUUUCUUCAGCCAUUUCAAGUGAAAGCUGACUGUAAACUGGUACAAGCUGAUGCCUUUGUUACACUAACUGGUAGCAGUGAACUGGUCCCCUGCCGGCUGCUGUGUAUCUAUGGGAAACACAGGCCAGGGCUAUGAUGUGUGCAGCGUGUUCAACCUGUGUCUGCCUGCCCCUCCUUCCCAAGCGCCAGCCUUUGCUCAUAAUGUCCCCCCCCCCCUUUUUACUCCACGUCCAUCACAGCCACCCCUUUCUGUUCCUCCUUUUUCCAGCUCUUUCUCUCUUUUUCUUUCCCUCACCGUCACUAUAAUGCUGAUUUCCCUUCUGUCUUGCUCAGCUAGUGUUGUUGUGAAAUGUGUCCAGAAGGGCCUCGUCCUUGCAGGACAGGCUGCCUCUGGCUCGCAGGGCCCUGAGCAUGGAGAGGUUGCUGAACCCAAACACUGCUUUGCAAACCAUAAGAAAACAUAUACAUAACAAUGGAUUAACAUUCCUCUUAACUUUUCAAUAAAGUUUCCACAUCAGUCCACAUUGCUUAAGUGCAAAC
Messenger RNA from Sander lucioperca (pikeperch), 2994 nucleotides. RefSeq names its product family with sequence similarity 117 member Ba (gene fam117ba). The record is from RefSeq and is a predicted model, not a curated record. The transcript is spliced from 8 exons. NCBI's taxonomy places the organism in Eukaryota, Metazoa, Chordata, Actinopteri, Perciformes, Percidae. The coding region runs from base 762 to 1694 and encodes 310 amino acids.